This is a messenger RNA of Trypanosoma brucei brucei TREU927, 1026 nucleotides long. RefSeq lists its product as hypothetical. The record is from RefSeq and is a predicted model, not a curated record. The coding region runs from base 1 to 1026 and encodes 341 amino acids. The transcript has a single exon. Lineage: Eukaryota; Euglenozoa; Kinetoplastea; Trypanosomatida; Trypanosomatidae.
AUGGUGACGGAGGCCCUGAACCGGAGGUUUGAGCAUCUGCUGGACUCUAACACGUGCUCUUCGGACCUAAUUGAUGUCAUACGACUGCUUGUAGCUCAUGCCAAUGAAACGGAUCUGUUUAAAAAAGAGCUACGCUCUGCUCCCUUUUCUGUUCCUGCGGAGCAGCAGGUUCAACGUGUUCAAGGCGAACCCCUCACGUGUGACCAGGAGAAGAUGGAGCAGAUUUCGUUUCGCACGAAGGAGCACAUACUUGUUGCUGCAGAGAGUUCCCUCCGCUCGUAUGUGACGAGCCUUAAAAAUGUGAACGACAUAGCCAUAGCGACAAGCUCAAAGAACCUCCGGGAGAUGAAGGGUCGCCUGUCAGCGGAUAUGUUAUCCUUUCAGGAGCGAGUAGUGCGAACAACUGUGGAACAGAUGGAGCAGGAACUAGACUCCCUGCGUGUGAGCUGGCUUGAAUCCAUGAAUAGAGAAGUUGCGCGUGUUAAAGAGGAGUUGCAUCGGAUGGGGGUUGGGCUGCGGAGGGAACUUCUAGGCUUGAUGGAAGGUUAUAGCAAAUACAUGGCGAAGGGGAUUAGAUUGCUGAAUGUGGAUCGGUUGGCUGACAUGCACCGAUUAACAGCCGAGUGCAUGCUUUCAGCAGAACGGCUGGCGCUUGUUGAAAAGCAGCUGGUUCCCCGGGUUGAAAUCCACGUACUGCACGAGCAGGUAAAGGAAAUCGAAAGGCAACUUUCAAGAAUAGCGGGUUACUCGCUAGGGGCAAGGCAACAACGUGUGGAAAGUGAAGGUCGUUGCUCCAGAAGUGUCAGCGUUGCGGUUGAUGAUGGCGUGUCACGUGUGAAGAAUUUGACGUUGGGAGGCGGUUGUGGAGAUUCAAGGGGCUGUUCUGGGUUAGUAGAUGUAAUGUCGUACUCAAGGGCGCAGGAAACUACUGUUAACUCCGACGGUGCCGCAUUACUCAGAGACCCCGUUCCAACCACACAAAGGGCUGAGUUCGCAUCGACCAUUCAGCAAUUCCUCAAGCGGUAA